Molecule: messenger RNA, 589 nt
Organism: Lagopus muta (rock ptarmigan)
Lineage: Eukaryota; Metazoa; Chordata; Aves; Galliformes; Phasianidae
Product: alanine and glycine-rich protein-like
Exons: 2
Coding region: 53-589 (178 amino acids)
Source: RefSeq, a predicted model, not a curated record
CUCUUCUGGAGUCGCACAAAACGAGUGUCACGUUAACAGCCUGACAGCGAAGAUGCGGCUUCAGCCCGAGACGCCUGCAACUGGGAGCUUCUUUUCACCAACCCACGCAGGCAGAGAGCUUCAGUUCGCACAGAUUCGGGGCUGCCAAACUGCGGCAUGGCGAGCUGUGAUAAAAACACAGAGCUGGGAGAGAAGCCCCGGUGAUCUCUCAGACGGCCGGCCCGGCCCCGUGCCCCACGUAACUGUCAGGACACAUAACCUCAGGAGCCGAUCCGCAGCCCCACCGCCUUCCCCUCCGCUCCAAGGCCGAGCCCCGCGGGCAGGACGGGGCCACCCCCGAGCGCGGGCAGCGGCCCAAGGAUCGGCACGUUCCAUUCCCCUAGCAGCGCAGGGGGGUGCGCUCCGUAACCCCUGCACUCGUCGGAGAAAGGGACGCGAAGCGACUCGUUGCGCCGCUGCUUGCUUGGGCGCAGCGAGCCGUGCGACGGUCGACCCCGCGGGGGCGGCAGACGGCGGUGGGGGACCGAAGGGAGAGGAGGAGGGGGGAAGCGGGGCGGAGUUAGUAGGUUCCGGAGGGGCCGGCGGGUGA